Aureobasidium vineae is the source of this 1386-nucleotide messenger RNA. Lineage: Eukaryota; Fungi; Ascomycota; Dothideomycetes; Dothideales; Saccotheciaceae. The record is from the annotation of a GenBank genome assembly.
AUGCGUUUCUCAGCUCUCACCAUUGCAUCUGCAGCCGUUGCUGCCGCCGGAGUGAACGCCAUUGAUGUGGCUGGUAAGUCCAACAUUCUUAGGUCUGCCAAUGGAAGUCCUGACAUCUCCGCAGAAUUUCCUGGCUAUGAAGUAAUUCCCAAAGCUGCAACAAACAAAUAUCCCGUCAAUGCAGCCCCCACUAUUCCUGACUAUGCAACUGACUCGUUCGAACCAACUUACGUGCCCGAAGAGGACCUGAAGCCCACCGUUCUUCAAGCUCGCAGUGCCCCUUUGGCCUCAUCUACGGCAAAUACCACUCCAGUCGGCGAUGCACCCGCUGACGACAGCUUCGAAACUUUCAUGGAGUGGAUGAACGCUCGUCAGGCUCAGGGAGCCUUCGAGCAAGCUCAACACAGUCACGUCGCCCGCAGCGUGGCCCCUUCGCCAAGUGUAGAGGUGCCUCCUUUCGAGGGACCGGCUGAUGACACUUAUGAAGCUUUCGUUGCCUGGAUGGAGUCUCGCUUCCCACAAGAAGUCACACAAGCGACCGAGCAGAAAGUUCACGCCCGUGAUGUGCCAGCUCAACCUGAGCAUACUUCCAUCACUGCCAAAGAUACUCCUGCGGAUGACAGUUACGAGGAGUUCGUGCAUUGGUGGAGCUCCCGUUACCCUCAAGGCUCUACUGAGACAGACGAACACACGAACUUCGCUCGUUCUGUCUAUGAGCAUGAUGAAUACCCCUCAGAGUACCACGAGCUCGAUGCUAGAUCUAUGGAGACUCCUGGAGGAUCUGAAGAGCACGAAGAUGAGGUGUCUGACUGGAGCCUUGUCUGGAACGAAGAGCUGGAACAACAUAUUCAUGCCAGAUCACUCGCAGACGAACAUCAUGAGGUUCCCUCCGACUACGAUUACCAGCAGGAAUCAAGUGCAUCUGGUCAAGGAGGACCCAUCAACGUCCACUACGAGUCAGAGCACGAGUACAACCCUGAUGAGACCUUCGAGGAGUUCCUUGCCCGCCAAGGCUGCAACCCUGCGGAGUACACUCAAGAGACUCACCCUAUUGAGUCUCACGAAGAAGAGCCUCAGCCUCAGGAACCAGUCCACUCGAGGCCUGAAGUGUCCGAGGUAGCUGCUUCGCCAGCAGCUGCUCCCACCCCAAAGCCAACUUCUGCAGCGACAUCAUCCGACGCCACUUCGACCUCUGCAUCGCAGUGGACUGGAGAGACGGCCACAGCCUCGUCCGGCUCUGCAGCCAAUGUUCAAGCACGCUCUGUGAGUUCCCACUAUCGAUUCCGCCACCACUCAGCACAUGCGUCGAAUAGUGGUACGGCAACUGCAUCUUCUGCAACCAGCUCUACCACAAGUCGCAAGGGAUUCUUCAAUCUGCCCUGGUAG